AUGGCGACCCUCUCCGGCGCAGAGCGCAUCCGCGCAAUUACAGAUGAGGACGGCAUGUUCAAGGCCUUUGACACGUACCCCUGGAAAAGAGACAAGAUGUUCACAUCCGGCCUCUAUGCGAUCCUCGGCGAUCCAAACACGGAAAACCCGCAAGGCACACCCACCGACCUCGCGAUCCACGCCCGGAUAUUCUACUACGCCCAACGCAUCGGCGUGACCAUUGACUUUGCAAAGUACAAGGACUGGCUCGCGAAGCACCCUGACCACACGCCCCCCGACGUCCUGCCCGAAGAAUACAAGACGAGCAGCGCAACCAGCACACAGGGAACCUCUUCCUCCUCGUCCACAGCUCCCGCAGCCAGCGGCGCAAUAGAAUCAUCAACAGACGACGUCCCAACACUAACUUCCAAACUCGACAAUCUCAACACCAACGAGACCACCCCCGCAGACCCAACAACAGAUCUAUCCGCAACCCCUACAGGCGAAGCAACGCCCUCAUGGCAAGCAGCAGCCCCCAAAGCAGACCUCUACGUCGAACGCAAAGCGCAGCCGCAGGAGGGCGCUCCAGGCCAAGGGGGCGACGAGCCAGCGUACCCAAUGGGUUUCGCGCAGAUGCUGGAGAUGAUUCAAAAGGGGAUUCCCAUCCCCGGCAUCAGACAGAUCCCAGACACCGUCGUUAGGGACGCAUCUGUAAAACCAUUUGGGAAACGUGCGGUACCCAAGAAGCCGUGGGAGAAGGAUGUCGCAACUGCAGAGGCGGUGGAGAAGCCAUCCGUAGUCGACUCCGAAUUUCCACCGUUAGAUGACGCUGUAUCACCUGCAGUAGAGGCCGAGUCUGUAAGCAAAGAAGCAGUCAACAAUAUCAAGCAAAACAUUAUAAACCCGACACGGGAAGAUCCCAUUUACGAGUGCGCAUAA
Molecule: messenger RNA, 918 nt
Organism: Colletotrichum costaricense
Lineage: Eukaryota; Fungi; Ascomycota; Sordariomycetes; Glomerellales; Glomerellaceae
Exons: 4
Coding region: 1-918 (305 amino acids)
Source: RefSeq, a predicted model, not a curated record